CUCUGACGGCGUGUGUUGGAGGGGAAGGGUGAAAUAUCACAGCACUACAGUCUUUAUAAAGAAGAAACGUCCUUAUCAUAAGAGUUCCGAGAAGCGCCAGAAAGGGUUCUCGAAUAGACCAUCACGAAAUAAGUUGAAUAUAUGCAGUAACCGUGAGUUUUAAGUGUCGGUGACCGUAGAUUAGCCGCUGCGCUAGCUGUUAUUGUGCUAACACCUCGUUUACAUCCACCGUCAUCAGGCAGCACCAGCCCUGUCCUCUCCAGUCCCCAGCCGAUCCGCUUCACAUUCGCAACUGACGGGACUCCUGCGAGCUCGCGCACUCCAGGCAACAGUUAUUGAGGUCACCCGCCCCGCUGGAAAGGGUGUCGGAGCUGAGACCGUCCCUGUGGCUCCCGUGGCCCCUUGUCAUCUUUGCCCCCCUCUCUCACCCGAAACACUGGACACACACAAGCGGCCGGAGAACGGCGAGAGGCCCGUGAAGCUGGGGGUGGUUCCAGACUCGCACGCUGUCGGAGCGCCCAAAGAGAGGCACAGUCGUGGGGACGCGCCGACUAGCAUGGACGGACUGGCGGUGGAGGUGCGCGGCUCUAACGGGGCCUUCUACAAGGGUUUUAUCAAAGAUGUACAUGAAGACUCACUCACAAUAGUCUUUGAAAACAACUGGCAACCGGAGAGACAGCUGCCGUUCAGUGACGUGAGGUUGCCGCCCCCACCCGAUUACCAAAAGGACAUUUGUGAGGGAGAUGAGGUGGAGGUUUACUCCAGAGCCAAUGAGCAGGAGCCGUGCGGCUGGUGGCUGGCGAGGGUGCGGAUGAUGAAGGGAGAGUUCUAUGUGAUCGAGUAUGCAGCCUGUGAUGCCACAUACAAUGAAAUUGUCACAUCAGAACGAAUCCGGCCAGUCAAUCCCAACAGUCCCUCCUCUCAAAGCAGUUUCUACAAAGUCCCCAUUGCUGUACCCGAGGACCUUAGAGAAAUCUGUUUGACCGAGAACUUACACAAAGACUUUAGGAAAGCAAUCGGAGCCAACUGUAUCUUCUACGACACUUCUACACACCAACUUAUUGUCCUGUCCACAAAUGAGUCCACAGUGAAACGAGCAGGGCUGCUGAGUGACAUGCACUUCCGGAGUAUUCGCACCAAACUCAUGCUGAUGUCCCGUAAUGAAGAGGCCACCAAACACUUGGAGACAAGCAAGCAGCUGGCAUCUGCGUAUCAGGAGGAAGUAAGGGUGCGUGAGGAUCUAAUGGGUCUGGCCAUCGGUACUCAUGGCGCCAACAUCCAGCAGGCCCGCAAAGUUGCCGGCAUCACAGCCAUUGAGCUGGAGGAAGAGAGCUGCACCUUCAGGAUCUAUGGAGAGAGUCCAGAAGCAGUAAAGCAGGCCAGGACAUAUCUGGAGUUUAAGGAGGAUUUCUUCCAGGUGCCAAGGGGUCUCGUAGGCAAAGUUAUUGGCAAAAAUGGUAAAAUCAUCCAAGAGAUCGUGGACAAAUCGGGCGUGGUUCGGGUCCGGAUCGAAGGGGACAAUGACAAAAAGCUGCCCAGGGAGGAGGUAGGCAGGCAGGGGGCUGGCAGAGACAACACUGUCAGCAGCCAAGAGGGAAUGGUUCCCUUUAUCUUUGUUGGAACCAAAGAGAACAUCAGUAAUGCCCAGGCCUUGCUGGAAUACCACGUGGCCUAUCUACAGGAGGUGGAGCAGUUGCGUCUCGAGCGUCUACAGAUUGAUGAGCAGCUCCGGCAGAUCGGGGUGGGAUAUCGUGCUCCCCCAAGCCGCUCUGGUUCAGGGGUCGGUGGUGAGCGUGACAGGGGCUACCUCACGGAUGAGAGCUCCAACUCCCUGCAGACCACACGCACAUAUGGAGGAAGAGGCCGUGGGCGUAAAGCAAACAAUGCAUUCUCUGGCUAUGGAACAAACUCUGAAAUGUCCAAUGCAUCAGAGACUGAAGAAAUAGUGGACCGGGAGCCCAGGCCCAGAGGGAUUGAAGGAGAUGAGAGAGGCUCUAAACGUGGAGGUCGUGGUCGUGGCUCUAGUGCAGGCAGGGGCCGGGGAGGACCGGUACCCCGAAACACUAACACUAUCAGCUCAGUACUCCGAGAUCCAGACAGUAACCCGUACUCUCUGCUGGAGGGUGAAGGUGAACUAGGCGGAGAUACAGAUGCCAGCGAGAGCAUGGGUGGCAGUGACCGCAGGAGACGUUCCCGCCGUCGCCGAAACGACCAGGAACCCAGCCUGAUGGAUGCAGCUGCUAACGAAUCAGACAGUCAGGCAGCCGCCAGUGAGAACGGACUGGAAGAGGAGGGCAGGCCCCAGCGCCGCAAUAGAAGCCGCCGCCGCCGUAAUCGUGGCAACCGCCCUGAGGGAGGCUCCACCAGCCGUGAUAGACAGCCAGUUACUGUUGCUGACUUAAUCUCUCGUGCCGAAUCCCAGAGCAGACAGAACCUCCCAGGGAAGGAGGAGGAGACCCAACACGUAUCCCAUCCCAAGGAAAAUGGGACUAGUGUAAGCAAGGAAGCACGUACUCCCUCCAAGCGUUCCCCCAGCAACGGCGUGGCAUCCCCUGGGGGAGCUCUAACCCUGGUGAAUGGGGUGUCGUAAAACGGUCAUCUCGCCCCCUUAAGACCCACGUCUAGAGCAAGACACCAUGGCGAAUUCUGUCCCUGCUUGCAUUCACGUAAACCUUUAAACUGACGAAUGAAAAUCGACAAAAAUCCUUGAAUUCAUACAAGUUUACAAGGAGAAAAAGAUACAAAAAAAGACGAACGCAUCUACUUUAAACAACACAUAACGGUGUAUGUUUAUCCUAUCUAUCAGUACUUAUUGCUUAUUUAAGACAAGCUUGCCAAAAAUGAGCUGGUGGAUAUGACUCCAAUAUCUGACAUAACACAGAAAACAGGACGUGACUAUUUGGGUUUUAUUUUAGAGAAUUUGUUUCGUUUUUGUUGUCGUCGUUGCUGUCAUUAUUUGUUUUUGAUUGUUUGUACUCAUUGGUAAUGGGAUUGUGAAAACUCUCCCAAACAGAUGCAUCUCUGAAACAGUGUUAGCAAAAUGAGGGAGGAGCUAGCGGAGAGGUGAUGAGAUGAGAUGAAGGUGGAGCCUCUCGUAAGUGAUUAAGGGCAAAAAGGGGAAGCGGAGAGACAUUGUGCCUUAAAUUAAGAAAAAAAAACUUGUGUUUUCUUUUUUCUCCUUAGUAUUUGCAUUGAUCAUGGGAUGAAGUAGGUGGUUCCUGUUUUUCUGUGUUUUUAUUUUGUCCAAGGAAAGGAUUAUGCAGAAAAAGAGUUCAGGGUUUAGAUUGGGGGAAAAGAUGGAUAAUUAAUGCCAAACAUGAAAUUAGGACUUUCGUCCACAGUCAAGUCAUUAUUUGAAAGCUGUUUAAUCUGUUUGUUUGUUUGUGCGUGUGUGUGUGUGUGUUUGUGUUUGUGUACAUGUAUAGUUGUGAGAGAUACAGCACAAGCAUAUAAAUUAGGAGGACCGUUACAUGAUCCAAGAGGCAACCCAGUAGAAUCGAGAAGAGAUUCUUUGUGUCCCGUUAAACAAGGAAAAGUGACACGAGUGUCAUUCCCUCAUUCAAUGCCAGUGUCCUGGGCCUUAGCUGUUAUGGAAGCAUCCUUUUUCAAACAGAAUCGGAGAGAUAGACAAAUAAUUAACAACAAACUGACAGGUUCCGAGUGUUUAUGUUUUUUAGUAUUUCAUCACAUCUUUCCCCAGCAAUCCACCUAAACUUCUAGCAGAAUGAAUGCAUGUGGAAGGUAGCACAUAGACACACACUAGAUGGCUUGCAGCCCUUUGGUUUCAACUUACUGAAGGGCAGGAGGGGUUGACUCCUCAUGAGCGCCCCCUUUUGGUGUGGAUAGUUGGUUUUGAUUGUAAAGAAGGCACUCUGGGAACAGUGUAACCUCAAAAGAUGAGAGCUAGAAACACUUAGAUGCAUUCAUUCACACACGCGUGUGCAUACACAUACAGAAACGCACCUGUGAGCAUUGUAAUACACUCCUAUUUCGUUACAGCAUAGUUCUGUCUCCGCAAGGAGGUCUAAAGCUGCAAAUGACUGCGGCAGAGAAAAUGUGUCCCUGGUUGUCACAGUUGAAAAAGAGGGAGGGACGGCUCUACCUUACUUUGUUACUGUCAUCUUGGCUCCUGCUCUCAGAUCAUUCUUUUUUUGUUGUUGUUGUUCUUUCCACAUCAUAGAAAAACAAAAAGAUUAAAAUGGAAGUGAAAUAAAUUAUUUCUGGAAUGACA
Messenger RNA from Myxocyprinus asiaticus (Chinese sucker), 4231 nucleotides. RefSeq names its product FMR1 autosomal homolog 2 (gene fxr2). The transcript is spliced from 17 exons. Bases 557 to 2590 code for a protein of 677 amino acids. NCBI's taxonomy places the organism in Eukaryota, Metazoa, Chordata, Actinopteri, Cypriniformes, Catostomidae. The record is from RefSeq and is a predicted model, not a curated record. Gene Ontology annotation, cellular component: growth cone; neuronal cell body; postsynaptic density. Gene Ontology annotation, molecular function: mRNA 3'-UTR binding; protein homodimerization activity; translation regulator activity. Gene Ontology annotation, biological process: positive regulation of protein phosphorylation; regulation of dendrite morphogenesis; anterograde axonal transport.